CUCUGCGAACGUAAACUCGGGAGCGUACUAUAAUAAUCGUGCCUUCUUCAUUUCAUGCUUAUUCAACACAAAGGAACAUUCAACAAAGUGAAGUACCGAGAGAGAGAGGGGGAGAGAAGGAGAGAGAAAGAUAUAUCUAAAGCAGUAGAGGACACUUCUCUGAAUCACCUGUUCAGUCGUGAUUUAAAUUUGCGUUGUACGUGAAGUUGAAUUGAAUCCUUUACAAUAUGUCCUUGCGGGACACGUUAUUGUGCUUAUUUAUUGUUAUGCUAAUCAAUUGUUUACAAUGUUAUGCAGAGGAAAAUGUAACCGAUGCUACGGAAGAAACGCGAAACGAGGAUGCGCUCGCGAAAUUGGUCAGGAUGUUUUCCAAACCGGGAGCAUUUAAGCGGAUUAAUGCGUUGCUCGGUGAAAAUUCGAUUGAGGAAUCCUCAACAUCUUGUCCAAAAAGUGAAGAAGGUCUAGAGUGUAGAAGAGCAGAAGCUCGUAGAUCCGUUGAUUGUCCAGAAGAACAUCUGUUACACCAUCAGUAAAGGUUUUCAAAUCAAGGCUCUACAUAUCAGCUUAUAUCUCAGCCAUUUUUUUUGUAAUUUUUAAUAUUGUAAAUUGUUUAUAAAAGUACUAUAUAAAUAUAUAAAAAAUAGUUUAAAUUUAUGGCUAUUUUUCCGAGAGCCAGGGUAGCGUAACCCCUUAAACAAAGCAUACAACAAAGAAAUUUACAAACCAUAUUUCGGAUCUACAACUAAAUUGAAAGCUAGGAGCACCCUAUAAGUGGAGGAAGUUGAAAGUAUCAUCUCAAGCAUUAAACAAAUUAUGGAAUUAUUAUCGAUUACCACACUAGAAAAUAAAGCAAUAGAGGUUUUGUCUAUAUCUUUUGUAAAUCUUGCCAAAUGUAAUAGACUACAAGUAACAUUAUUCUUUAAAUCCUUUAUAUUUUAUUGUGUUUCUAAUUCUAAUUAUUUUGUAAAUACUUUUAACUACUUUUUAAAGAUAUUUGGAGAGGACAAAAACCUUUACAUCAUGCUCGAUAGCCUAAAACAAUACAGACAUCUAAGAACUUUGUACAGCUUACACACUUACGGAGAAAAAGGCAAUCGUAUAACUCAAUAUUUUCUUAUAUGUCAUAACAUCUUUUACAGAUGACCUUCAGAACAUUUUCACUUUAGUUUAUAUGAUUACACCUGAUGGUGAUUUAUUAUUCGUAAUAAGAGCUGUUUAGAUGUAAUUGCAAAUAAACAAUCUUCAGAAACAUCUGUCUAUCACCAUAACCAAAGAAAAUAUGCAUACUGUAAUCAAAAUUGAAUAUUCUCAUCUGAAAGGAAUCUUUCCAGUCAUUACCUUUUUAGAAAAGGAAGCCAUUGCACUAAUAAGAGCACAACUUGUACCUAACAUCACCACAGAAAAACGGUUGUUACUUAUACCUGACUUAAACUCACCAAAACCACAAGACAUAGCCAAUAUCUCUAUUCCUUAUAACCAUUAUAAAUAGACUCUUCAAGAUGAUCCAAAGCUUCAACUGUAUUAUACAUUAUAAAUAAGGCAAAGAACAUCCUGCAUUACAUUUAUUUAAUUACAGUCGAUUACUCGGAUAGACUUUGUUAUACAGUAGUCUGUCAUCGCCUCCCUAUAACUGGGAGUCAUUCUCACUGGUUGGACAAUGAGACUCUUCUUAUCUGGAUAAUUUAAUACUGACAACAGGCAUGUGUAAGCUUUUAUAGAUGAAAGAAGAUUAUUACUGCCAGUCAAUUAAAUUCACUAUAAACUCGAACAAAUCAUUUAUAGUUCAACCUAAUCAUGAUACAAAAAUAAGAUAUGAGUGACCAUUGCACUGACAAAGACUUUGAAGAGUUACCAAAACAGAUAUCUAUCCCAACAUAUAGUAGAGUUUUAUUACAGUCCUAUUAAAAAUGCUAUACUAGAAUGCUGGAUUAUCCAGUAUCCUAAAAAAUACAUAACAGUUACAUACAAAAACACAAUCGGUGAGACACCGAAUUACACAUUAUAUUUACUAAGUGACUAUUUGCUACAAACAUUACAAACAGAAACAUGCUUGGGGCCAUACACAGGAAUUAUUAAGUAUCUGGAGGGAUCCUUGCCAAGGACAUUGAAUGACUUGAUAAUAACAUUUAAACAGAGAAUAAGAAAUUGGACCUUAGGUGUUCCACAUGAAUCUGCAGCUUUAGCCAAGAUUACAUAUGAACAGAUUAGGGACCAUACCAAUGUACAGAUAUGGAGAACAAAAAUUCUUUGUUAAUGCUUUAAGGGCCGCUCACAAGUUUUCUCGUGUUUCGCCUCCGAUCUUUUACAGAUGGAUCACGAAAUAGCUUUUUUUUUUUUUUAAAUGAAACCCCAUAUAUAUCUUAACUUCAUAAUCUUUUCGAGACAACUAAUACCAUAUUUAUGACGGUUGCUAGUAUAAUUAACAUAAAAUAACAAAACAAAUGUUGUGCAAACUGUUUUCAGUUGAAGCAAGCGAAAUAUUGUUUUUGAUUGAUAUUUUUUUUUCUUUUUAUUGAUGUUUACCGAAUAAAAAAUUAUGUCUUCAUAGAGAAAAAUAUUUCACGGAAUAUC
Polistes dominula (European paper wasp) is the source of this 2571-nucleotide messenger RNA. RefSeq lists its product as uncharacterized. The record is from RefSeq and is a predicted model, not a curated record. Lineage: Eukaryota; Metazoa; Arthropoda; Insecta; Hymenoptera; Vespidae.